AUGAAGAAACCGGACCGUCGCGGCAAGACAGUUGAAGAUGAUGCUCCAUUGGCCAGUGACAUCAGCACCGUUGGUGUGCCGUUGCUCAUUCCGGUGGUCGCGCCCCGACUGUCGUCCAUGUCCCACUCUGCAUUAAUCAAGUGGAAGAAAGCUCGAGCUGAGUAUGAAGAGAGCGUGAAAGCUCGCAGCAAGGGUGAUGAUGAACUCUACGAGCGGCUCAAGGAAACAAUUAAGAGUACCGUCGACGAAAGACUGUUGAAGGCUCUCUGUACCUACCGCCGGGGCGGAAUUGCGCCCAACGCUGUGACCGAUGACCAAAUUACGUCAGAAAUUCAGGCGAUUGUCGAACGUGUUAUAAACGACACACUUCCCGACAUAGAUAUGCUUUUUGGUAAGAAGCUGCGUCUUAACAUGUCUGAAACAGACGUGAACGAGCGCGUGCUGCAUGACCUGUUUUGA
Phytophthora infestans T30-4 is the source of this 459-nucleotide messenger RNA. RefSeq lists its product as uncharacterized. The coding region runs from base 1 to 459 and encodes 152 amino acids. The record is from RefSeq and is a predicted model, not a curated record. The transcript is spliced from 2 exons. NCBI's taxonomy places the organism in Eukaryota, Oomycota, Peronosporomycetes, Peronosporales, Peronosporaceae.